AUGUUACGGAUCGACAGUGAUAUUGUGGGCUCAACCCGCGUGCCGAGGGAAGCUCCACCACCAAAUCCCGUCCCCGCUCGCAAAGGGCAUCUGAAUCUGGAUACCUUCUCCCCAGUCACUGAGAAUGGAAGUUUUGCCUUUGAUCAGGUCUUAAAAAGAGGAAGGGUGAUGAGGCGAUCAAAGAACAAACAUGCAUUCAAAGCAUCGUGGAAACCUGGAUAUCUGGUGCUACGACCCAACCUUCUUUCACUAUAUAAAGAUUCAGAAGAAGCCGAACUUCAACUGUCGAUCGACCUAUCCGACGUGACGGCGGUUGCCUUAGUGAAGGCUACAAAGUCAAAACGUCAACAUGUGUUUGGCAUCUUUUCCCCGUCCAAGAAUCACCGAUUUCAAGCUCUAUCCGAGAGUGAUGCAGAGAGCUGGGUUGAGUGCAUUCGCAACGAGAGCUGCUCGGAUGAUGCAGACUCAAUUAAGGGAUACGACGUGGCUGAAACCACAAAAAGAGGAGAAGCGGUUGAUAGCGCGAGUGAAACUGAAUGCGAUGGUCAUAGAGCGACAUCUAGCCAACCUGACAUCCCAUCCCUCCGUUCCGGCAAUCGGCAGGCACGGAAGCCUUCGCACACGCAAGACUACUCCGGGAACGAAGUAGCAUCCUGUUCAGAUUUCUCUGAUGCCAUUGCGAGCACCGCUCCACACCGCUCCACAGCUUCCUUACCCCGACACGAUCGGACGUCCCAAUCCCCCACUGCGCCCUUAGACCGUUCUCCGUCGCUGCCACGGAACACAAGCCAGCUGAGUGAUGGAGUACUUGGUAACUUGGACCUGGAACGCGUGAUAUGCCAUGGCUACCUCCUCUGUCUCAAAAGCAAAAAGGGAGUCCGGCAGUGGAAGAAGCUCUGGGUCGUCCUUCGACCGACGAAUAUAUUUUUCUACAAAGAUGAACAGGAGUACGCCGCUGUGAAAAUCAUAUCGAUGGAACAAGUCAUCAACGCUGCGGAAAUUGACCCUAUUUCCCGAUCUAAGAACUUUUGUCUCCAGAUUAUCGCGGAAGAUAAGACCUAUCGUUUCUGCGCGCCAGAUGAAGAAGCCCUGGCCAAAUGGCUGGGUGCACUCAAAAGCUUACUGGCUAAGCGCCAAGGUAGCACGUCGAAAUAUACAGCUGGCCCUGCUAUUGCUGGGCCUUCUUCAUCUUGA
Paracoccidioides brasiliensis Pb18 is the source of this 1194-nucleotide messenger RNA. RefSeq lists its product as uncharacterized. Bases 1 to 1194 code for a protein of 397 amino acids. The transcript is spliced from 2 exons. The record is from RefSeq and is a predicted model, not a curated record.